Ostreococcus tauri is the source of this 1113-nucleotide messenger RNA. Its product is annotated as Ankyrin repeat. Gene Ontology annotation, cellular component: nucleus. NCBI's taxonomy places the organism in Eukaryota, Viridiplantae, Chlorophyta, Mamiellophyceae, Mamiellales, Bathycoccaceae. Gene Ontology annotation, molecular function: protein binding. The transcript has a single exon. Bases 1 to 1113 code for a protein of 370 amino acids. Gene Ontology annotation, biological process: regulation of apoptotic process. The record is from RefSeq and is a predicted model, not a curated record.
AUGACGACGACGCGUCGCGCGCGCGCGCGCGCGUCGUUCGCGAAGACGCUCCGUGUCGUGAUCGUGUUCGUCAUUGCGGCCGCGGUGGGACCGGCGCACGGGAUCGGGUUCUCCGGAGACGGGAAAGGGGCGGCGCUGUCGGAGGAUUCGCUCGCGGCGGCGAGCGCGAAGCCCGAGGUGCGGACGGCGACGGCGGACGCGACCGCGACGACGCCUGAGACCGAUGGAACGGUGAAGACUUCGAAGAUGUCGACCAGACGACGGAAGAAGUCGGCGAAAGCGUCGGCGAAGAAGAAGAUUGAAAAGGAGGAGGAGGAGUUCAAGGCUCCGGAGCCGACGCUCGGCGAGGGGGAGAGCGCGAUCGGGUCGAUCCACGAGGCGAUCGACGACGACGACAUGGAGGAGCUGGAUGAUCUCUUGCGUUGGAAACCAAAUUUGAGGGAGAAGUGUCAAAAACUCGGGGAAACACGACACAUGGUGCCCAUCAUGAAGGCGGCGUUUCUCGGGAACGCCAAGGCUAUCGAUUUGUUGCUCGAUUACGGAGCGAACGCGAACGAGAUCGACGGCUUGGGGUAUUCGGCGCUCAUGCGCUCCGUCAUGGCCAAGUGUAAGGAUUGUGUGAAGAUAUUGCUCGAUGCGGGUGCGGUGGUGAAUUACGUGCAAAAGACGCCGCUCAUGGACCUCGGUCUCACGGCAGCCAAGCUCGCGAUGAUCAUGCGAGAGGACGAAAUCGCGAGUCUCCUCGACGCCGCUGGCGCGGAUAAGAAGGAGAGCGGGCAAGAAAAGAAACGGAGACUUCGUCAGGAGACGGCGGAUCGUUUCGCCGAGCACGUUAAAACAGAGGGUAUCGACGUCGAUGUCGACAAGCUCCUCAAGACAACGAUUGACGACUUGAACGUCAGAUACGGCGACGACCCGGACGUCACGGUCAACUUCAACGGCACCAACGUGACGAUGUCGCUCAACGAGACGAAGGAUUACACUAACCUUGCGGGUAAGGUUUCCAAGAAGAAGGCAGACAACGCAGCCAAGGCGAGAUGCGACUCGGAAACCGCCGCGGAGGGUGAGUGCGCCUUCGACGCGGGAGCCGCCGCCGCGCGCGACGAACUCUGA